GCCAUCCUAGGAAAAACAAUUUAGAGCCCGGAUGUGUCGUUAAGAAAACGCGACCCAACCGGAUAUUCAAGUGUGUUGAAAAGAAAGUGGAAGAAACGGAAUCAGGAUGAAUUGUCGAGGACUCCGCUCUCAGCUGAAGGACAGUGUACCUGUGGCCGGCUUGUGUCCGCAGGGAGCUUAUGGAGUUCAGGACUCUCUGCGCAGCGGCUUCAGCAGUGUGAAGAAUGAGCUCCUUCCCAGCCACCCGCUGGAGCUGUCAGAAAAAAAUUUCCAGCUGAACCAGGAUAAGAUGAAUUUCUCAACCCUCAGAAACAUCCAGGGUCUUCAUGCUCCGCUCAAACUGCAGAUGGAGUACAGGGCAGCUAGACAGAUCCAGCGUCUGCCGUUCCUACAGAGUUCAAACCUGCUGCUGGAUACACUCAAAGGCAGCGACGAGUCCAUCGGCUUUGAGGACGUCCUCAAUGAUCCAGCCCAGAGUGAAAUGAUGGGCGAGCCACACAUGAUGGUGGAAUACAAACUGGGCUUGUUGUAAAGAAGAUGGACACAAAAUACACACACAUAGAUUUAGGUUAUUAUUUGUCUGCAGUCAUUUGUUUAUCGGAUCCAAAACAAAGGUGACCAACUCAGGUUCUGGAGAAUUGUAAUCAUCUUCUCAGAAGGACUGGGAAAGGACGGGUGUGUGUGGGGGGGGGGAAUGACAUUGCAAAUAACAUAGACGUGGGUUACUGAGUGUUGAGCAUUUUUAUUCAUCUGCUGGCGAGACUCAUUCAGACAGGCAUUCAUUGCUGCUUUUGUAUGAUUCCAAACCGGUUGGUAUUUCUAAUAAACUGAAACAUAACAAUCUU
Messenger RNA from Thunnus maccoyii (southern bluefin tuna), 845 nucleotides. Its product is annotated as proteasome maturation protein. Gene Ontology annotation, cellular component: cytoplasm; nucleus. NCBI's taxonomy places the organism in Eukaryota, Metazoa, Chordata, Actinopteri, Scombriformes, Scombridae. The transcript is spliced from 6 exons. Gene Ontology annotation, biological process: proteasome assembly. The coding region runs from base 107 to 532 and encodes 141 amino acids. The record is from RefSeq and is a predicted model, not a curated record.